Molecule: messenger RNA, 1596 nt
Organism: Entrophospora sp. SA101
Lineage: Eukaryota; Fungi; Glomeromycota; Glomeromycetes; Entrophosporales; Entrophosporaceae
Source: the annotation of a GenBank genome assembly
AUGAAUUUGAUUAAUGAAUCUGCCGCUUUCAAAUCAAUCAACAUCAAUGGCGCUGAUAAGAAUUAUAACGUUUCAUCAACUAUUAUAAAAAGAUCAUCAAAUAGAUUAUCAAUUACAUAUAGCAAUACUACUGAUGAUGAUCAAAAUAAAAAUGAAGAAUCCAAACAACUUGAAAAUUUUAAUGAAAAUAUUGAUUAUUCGGAAAUAAAUUCACAACAUGAGAGAAAUAAAAGUCGUACUAAUCGCGAAUCCUUAUCUCAUCAAGAUAAACUAAAAUUACAACCUUUACAACCUUCUAAACAAUCAACUAAUGUUGAUAUUGCUAGUAUCAGUAAUGAUAGUUCUUUAGAAAAUACAGAUUCUCCUACUUUGCCAAAAGGUUUCGCACCAUUCAGACAAGAUGAUGACGAGAAAGAAGAAGAUGAAUAUGACAAUGAUCAAAAAGAAAAUAUCAAGGAGAUCAUUGCUGAAGAUCUUCAAGAAGAGAUCAUAACUCAACAAAAGGAUGUAGCUUCCUCUUUUUCCAUCUCAGACCAAUAUAGCGAGGAACAAUCGCAACCAUCAUUAAAAAAAUCAAAAAAAAGGGACGAUCGAUAUGAAGGAGGGGAAAUAAUUGAGUUUUUGAAUGAUUAUGAUUGUCUGGUAAGAGUAGCAAUGAAGGGCACAUUUCCAGUCAGUGGCCGUGACAUGUCAUUGGCUGGUAUGCUUGAUCGUGAGGAAGGAACAGGGAUAAUUCGUUACGUAACAGUCUCAGUAAACGAUCCAUUAAUACCACAGAGUAAAAGACAUGUUAGAGCAGAUUUACAUUUUGCUGGCUGGGAAUUUAUUCCAACUUAUUUUGAUUCUAAUCCUAACAGGAUCAAAUCAGUCUUUUGCAAAUAUAUAGUUGACAUUGAUAUUAAGCUGGCCACUGUUCCCUCCUCCAUACUAAAGCAAUUUUCAGUACAAACACCAAUAGUAGUUUUGAAAAUUAAUGAAUUAUUGCACAAAAUUGGUUAUCCGCCUUACAUGUUACUGGAAUCAUCCUCUUCUACAGCCUUAUUACCUGACCAAUUGGACAUUAAGACUUAUGAUUACGUGACAACUAUCAAAGCGUUUCCUGGUUCUAUUGCAGAAAUUAAAUUUUCCAAGUUAAUGUAUCCAAAUGGAUUCGAUAUAUCAUUUGAAUGCCACAAUGAUAAUGACGUUAAGAAUGCUGAUACUAAAGGUUAUAAAUUAACUUAUAAUAAUGGCGAAAAAAUUAUUCCUGUUGUCCCAAAAGAGAAAAUUUCCAAGACAAACAAAGAAAAAAUUGAUAAAGAAAGACUCAAAAAAAUGCUGAUUUGGAGAUCAUACAGUACUGAAUGUCUACCGACUGUCAGUUGUAUUGGUGAAUAUUUUAUUUCUAGAAAAAGGUGUAAAUAUGUGAAUGCUCAAGAUCGUACGGCAUGUGACGGUGUCUUGAUUGAGUCAAGUACCUGGGUAUUUUCUGCUGUCUAUGAUAAACAAAUUCAAACAGCUAUCGACAAUAUCGGUGGUGUUGUAAGAUUUUUAGAUAAUGUUGUUUUACCAUAUUCAUUUCAUUCAGAUAAAGGCUCGGAUUCAAAUCUUAAUUAG